AGGAGGAUAAUCCCAGCUAUGGUUGGUGACGACGAUUUCGGCCCUAUCCUUGCCGACACUUUCGACCUUACUCUUUUAUUCGAGCAGAGUUUUCUUUCCUUGCUUCCAGCAGCGAUGUUUAUCAUCUUGGGUAUACUUCGAAUUCUGCAUAUUAGUCGCAAAGAGCGCCGUUCGUUCAAGGGGCGCUUGCUCUGGGCUAAGCUGUUUUUGACGUUCGUAUACGGAAGCGCACGACUUUCAUUGCUGUUAUUAUGGAUAUUUGGCUCCGGUCCAAAGGUCAGGACGUCCGUCGCCGAGUCUGCUGUGGGCAUCGUCGAGGCCAUCGUUAUGGCCGCCCUCUCCUUUACCGAGCAUUUUUUCGCCGGAGUCAUCCCUCGACUCAUGUACAGUGGGUUUGGGUUCGCGCAACCGUUCCUCAUUAGUUCCGUCAUCGCCUUCGUGGGAAGUCCACAGCCAGACUUCGAGUCUCAGAUAUCCGGUAUUCUGAUUGCGGCUACUGGCUUUAUUUACAUUGGCCUAGCUCUUACCGCCGCCUGGCACAGGCACCUUUCGUAUCAGCUUGUUACCAUGUGGCGCGGCGGGCUCGUGUCACUUAUUUUCAAAAAGACGUUAAGUUUAAGAACCUGCUGUGCAGAGGAAAGUGCGUCGAUCACGCUCAUGUCGACAGAUAUUGAUUCAAUCGUCGCCGCUGGAGAGUCCUUGCAUGAUAUGUGGUGCAGCCUUCUCGACCUCCCGAUGGGUAUCUACCUGCUCUAUUGCCAAAUUGGCUUUCCAAGCCUCCUUGUAUUGGUUCCCACGACAUUCACCACGGUCCUCAGUGCUUUCAUUGGCCCAGCGAUGGAGCCAGCGCUCGUGGAUUGGAAAGCAGCAAUUCAGAGGAGAGUAGCCAAGGCAUCUGACAUGCUUGGCCAAAUGAAAGGCAUCAAGAUGAUGGGGCUCACAGACUUCUUCCACUCCUUGGUCCGCACAUUGAGACUGGACGAGAUCAAAAUUUCCUACCGUUUCCGAUGGCUGCUGGCCGGGAUCAUGGUCUUAUCAACCUUCUCCUCCGAGAUCACUCCAGUGAUGAUGGUUCUUUGUGCGACAUACUGGCCCAACGCAGGACAAUCGCUUGAUAUUAGCAAAGCUUUCACCUUACUAUCAAUAAUUUCUUUGGUUACGCAGCCACUUGUAUUGAUCCUUACUUCCAUAAUGCAAAUAGCAGGUGUCUUUGGAAGCUUUUCGCGCAUACAAGCGUUUCUUCAUCUAGAAGAGCAAGAAGAUUUCCGUGGAAGGACUCCUGUUGCCUCCAUGAGCUCUAGGUCAACUCUCAGAUGUUCUAGUGAAUCGACUCUGGGUACCAUUGCCCCUUCGGAAGAUCAGUCGAUAGAGCUUUCUCCCUCGGGAUCCGAGAUACAAAAUGACACAGAAGUCGACACACUAGCUAUCACGAUCAGCCACGCAAGUUUUCAAAGCGAUGAUGGUCUUCCCGUCCUUCAUGAUAUCCAUUUGAAAAUACCACAAGGGGCGUUCACUAUCAUCACCGGCCGGGUUGGUUGUGGCAAAACCUCACUUCUCAAAGCGAUUGUAGGGGAGAUGGUCCCAGGAACUGGAUACGUCUCCGUCCUGGAUCAUCGUAUCGGAUACUGCGACCAGACUCCGUGGGUACAAAACACCUCUAUCAAAGCUAACAUUAUCGGCCAAUCUCCCCUGGACGACAAAUGGUUCUCUCAAGUGGUGCAAUGUUGCGCUCUUGACGAAGACCUCGCAAUGUUUCCUCUGGGUGAUCAAACCUUUGUCGGGUCGAAUGGCGUUGCUUUGAGCGGAGGCCAGAGGCAGCGUUUGGCAUUGGCUCGAGCAAUUUACCAAAAACGGGACAUUCUGGUUCUUGAUGAUGUUUUCAGCGGAGUUGACAAUAGGACCUCUCGGAACAUAUUCCAUCGUCUGAUGGGCCCAACUGGCCUCCUUCGCCACAACAGUACGACCAUUGUUCUUGCUACAAGCAACGUCCACUUCCUGCCCGGGGCCGACUACAUCACAAUCCUCCGACAGGGGAGUAUUAUCCGCAACCAAGUGACUUACCAGAGUCUCCAGGCUGAUGAAUGGGGCACCUUUGACGAUGAAUCUCUCAUGUCAAAUGACGGCGAUGGAGGCGACGACGAUGCCAAAACAUACAGGCCGGCCCAAGAGCCCGAAGAAAAGGCUGAUAAGGCCACGCCGGUUCCUGACACUGACAGCACUCGCCAAACCGGCGAUUCGGAAUGCUACAAAAUCUACCUUGGUUCAUUCGGAUGGAAACUCUUGAUCAUACUGGCUGGACUCAAGCUACUACACUCUGCCCUCGAGGUCAUGCCUCUUAACACGGAUGGCUCAGAGGUGUGGUUGAAAUCAUGGACCGAAAGAUCAAUACACGAAGGCCCGCAAAACAUCGGAUGGCCCCUUGGCUAUGUCAGCCUUGUCUGUGCAUCAAUUCUGAUUGCAAGCUUCGGGAUAGGACUUUUCAUAGUUGUUGGGAUCCCCAAGUCAGCGGCACAUCUCCACGAGGAACUUCUUCGAUCUGUUUGCCGCGCACCUCUAUACUUUUUUGCGGCCACAGAUUGUGGCACGACAAUCAAUCGCUUCAGCCAGGAUAUGUCACUCCUGGACCAAACCCUCCCCUUGGCAUUAUAUAUGUCUCUUUCUCUGCUUCUCAAAGCUAUUACCCAGACUGGGAUAAUCGCUUCUGGCGCUACCUACGUCAGCGCCUUCAUCCCCCCAAGCUUUCUCCUCCUUUUUGCUAUUCAAAGAAUUUACUUGAGGACAUCCAAACAACUGAGACAUAUGGAUUUGGAGCUAAGAGCCCCACUAUAUACACAUUUCACAGAGGCACUCACCGGCCUCUCAACCAUCCGCGCCUUUGGUUGGUCAGAUGCCUUCCUGGAAGAAAACACCAGACGCCUGGGCAUGUCUCAGAAGCCCUUUUACUUGAUGUUUUGCAUCCAGAGGUGGCUACAAGUUGUAUUGGAUUUGUUCGUCGCCGGCAUGGCCCUUGUCCUCGCCUCCAUGGCUCUGAAGAUGUCACGCUCUACUUCCGAAGGAAAAAUUGCCCUAGCUAUGGUGAACCUCCUCGGCUUCAAUUACACUCUCACACUGUUCAUCGACCAGUGGACCCAAGUGGAAACUUCUCUUGGCGCUAUCGCCCGUCUCAAGAUAUUCAUGCGAAACACCCCAAACGAGGACGAAGAGCCUGAGAAAACGCUGCCGUUGAGCGACUGGCCUGCUCAGGGAGCUAUCGAGUUUAAAGACAUUUCCGCUUGCUACAGUGAUGUCGGUGAUGUGGUGCUGCGCAACAUAUCACUGAGUAUUUCGCCUGGGCAAAAAGUAUGCAUCUGCGGUCGGUCCGGAAGCGGCAAAUCAUCACUCAUUCUCACCCUGCUUCGCCUUGUUGAACUUCGCUCCGGCAAGCUGCAGAUUGACGGUGUCGACCUCUCCAGCGUGCCUCGCCGACACAUCCGUUCAUGUCUCAACACGGUCCCGCAAGAUCCCAUACGCAUUGGAGGCAACGUUCGGCUAAAUCUUGACCCACAAGGCAGAAUACAGUCAGAUGAGCCUCUUAUUGAAGCUUUAGACAAAGCGAUGAUCUGGCCCAUGAUCAAGGAGCGAGGCGGCUUAGAAGCGCAGGUCACAGAUCUAGGUUUCUCAGUGGGUCAAAUGCAGCUCUUCUCCCUCGCGAGAGCCCUCCUCUCACGUAGCAAAGUAGUGCUGCUUGAUGAAGCCACAAGCAGUAUCGAUAGGACCACAGAUGAAGAAAUCCGGCGGAUCAUUAGAGACGAGCUGAGGGGUCGCACGGUCCUGGAAGUCGUACAUCGGUUGGAGACUGUCCGUGACUUUGACCUGGUGGUUGUAAUGGGGCAUGGCGAAAUACUAGAGACCGGAUCGCCUGAAGAGCUAUUGGCACAGCCAUCAUCGGAAUUGCGGAAGCUUUACGACAGGAAAGGAGUUUGA
This is a messenger RNA of Clonostachys solani, 3963 nucleotides long. NCBI's taxonomy places the organism in Eukaryota, Fungi, Ascomycota, Sordariomycetes, Hypocreales, Bionectriaceae. The record is from the annotation of a GenBank genome assembly.